Fusarium vanettenii 77-13-4 is the source of this 1014-nucleotide messenger RNA. RefSeq lists its product as uncharacterized. Lineage: Eukaryota; Fungi; Ascomycota; Sordariomycetes; Hypocreales; Nectriaceae. The transcript is spliced from 5 exons. The coding region runs from base 1 to 1014 and encodes 337 amino acids. Gene Ontology annotation, molecular function: metal ion binding; oxidoreductase activity, acting on the CH-OH group of donors, NAD or NADP as acceptor; NAD binding. The record is from RefSeq and is a predicted model, not a curated record.
AUGGUUACGGGUGUCGUGAUGCUCAGCAUUGGUCCUUCAAGCAACCCCUGGCGGCAGACUUACCUUCAGCCCGCCCUUGGAGAACCUUCGACCUCCAGUCAGAUUGCUCUACUCCACAUUUUAAUAUCUGUGGCGGCAUACCAACGUGCAUGCCGAGAAUGCAUCGGUAGCAACCACGUCCUACCAACGCGAAAGGUGGGCAACUACACCGGAGGUCUCUGGGUGGGCAAGUUCCUCAAGACGCAGACGUACCAAGAGAUUGUGGACGAAAGGGCGAGCGGGGAGAUGGGCAGGCUCUGUGGGAGGUGUUCAAGGGCCGAGAACUUUGAGGUGCAUGCCAGGUCUGGCGAUUUGAGGGUGAAAAAGUAUCUCGGGGAUGAAAGGAAGGUCUCUUCGUCUUUUCUGUGCCUCGUCUCCCCAGUGUUCAAGGAGAUGCUCUCCUUGCCGAUGAACGAAGGCCAAAGGCGGCUCAGAGAAAGAGGUGACAAGCCUGUCAAAUACCUACAACUAGAAGGCGACAGUCCCGAGGCAGUUCUCCACACUUUCAAAUCCCUCUACGGAUCGGACCCCCAAAUGCUCAAUCUCAACCCGGGCGAGAUCCUCGGAGUCGCCGUGUUCGUGUAUAAAUGGGAGUUGGCCAAGCGAUUUCAGUUUGCGGCCAUGCACUGGACCAUGUCACCCCGAGCAAACUCUUACAGGCCUGAGACUCGCGAUGACGCCUGGCAGUUGUUAUUGGCAUCAUAUUGGUUCAGAUAUGCCCCCGGUUUCUCCUUUCUGACCUUUUGGAUGGCAGGAGAGUUGCCUGGGCAUUCGAUGUGCGAACAGAUCAACAAGAUGAAAGACAGGGAACUCGGGCUGUCGCUCGCGCUUGGAAUCGAAGAGUUGCGCAGGGUAAUGGUGAAUCGCAUCUCAGAGACCGGUAAUGGGCUAUGCUUACACUGCUUCCUGACGAAGCCGGACGACUUUCUCGCGAAGCAAGCCAGCUGCCCGAUUCCGCGCCAGCACAUACUGUGA